UAUUCCGACGAUUCGGACGGUUAUCGUGGGUGCUUGAGCGCAUGGUUAUUCGUGGUUCUUAUCGUGACUGUCGACGAAAAUCAUAUUAAAUUGUUCUCGCGACUCGAGCGAUUCUCUUUUGCGGACAGUGAACGGGAAAGUGGAAGUGGAAAAGCGGAAAACCCCGUUGAAAACUCGUGAAUAGUUGUGAGCAGUGCCAAGAAACAAACAAGUACAAAAACGAAUGAAUCAAAAACCUUAAGUGCAACAACUCAUCAUCAUAGUCAUCGGGGGACUCAGUUUCCAGCAGUGAGGUUUUUCCGAACACAGCCGAACGGGCUCGAGGAAACUCGAGACGAGCGAAGCCAAAACGAGUGUGUUUAUUUAACACACUUCCUCGUUGCGAAAGCCUUCAGUUCGUGUCUGCUGCUCGCGAAGUGCGCGCCACAGUGAAGAGGGAAAGCGGAAGCGGAAACGUAAACGAAAACGUGACGAGAAAGGAAACGAGUGCGCAACCGAGAACGGAAACGGAAGCGAAGGAACAUGUGUGUGUGACGGGAAGAUCACGCUGAUCACUCCCAAAAAAAAUACAAAGAAAAGAUCGCUCAAUGCCAAGUAAAAGAUUGCUCAAUUUGUGAACUAGUGACCAUAGUCAGCGACUAAAACUGCCCCAUCAAAAUAAGUACCAACUCUAUCGCGGACUCUAGCCAGGCCAAAAGGCAGGCAGGCAACAUGUGUGCCCCGGGGAACCGCCGGCUCCUCAAUCGCCCUAGUAGCCUUAGAGCGCUGCUCCUCGUCCUGCUCGUUCAAGCCAUCCACGUGGAGUACGCCCGGGCGGACUAUGAGAACACCUGGAAUUUAUAUUACGAGCCGCCCUGCUGCACGGGCUCCUCUGCCGGCCAUCAUCUGCGCCACCACAAAGAUCAUGUCAAGGACUUCAGUUGCGGACCGCUGCACUACAAGACCUUCUAUACGGAUGAGCGCAACAAUGCACUUUAUGUGGGUGCCAUGGAUCGCAUAUUUCGGCUCAAUCUGCGCAACAUCAGCCAAUCGAUUUGCGAGCGCGAUGUCCUCAUACUGGAGCCCACCGGAUCGGAUAUCCUGAAUUGUGUGUCCAAAGGCAAACGAGAGAAGGUGGAAUGCCGAAAUCACAUAAGGGUUAUCCAGCCGAUGAACUUUAAUGGUCAGAAGCUGUAUGUUUGCGGAACCAAUGCACACAAUCCCAAGGAUUACGUAAUCAAUGCAAACUUAACACAUUUACCCAGAUCCCAGUACGUGCCCGGCGUCGGUCUGGGCAUUGGCAAGUGUCCCUACGAUCCCGCUGACAACUCAACCGCCGUCUAUGUGGAGAACGGAAAUCCCUUCGGCCUGCCCGCCCUGUACGCCGGCACGAAUGCAGAGUUCACCAAGGCGGAUUCCGUCAUAUUCCGCUCGGACCUGUACAACCUGACAAACGGACGCAAGGAGGCCAACUUCAAGAGGACCGUGAAAUACGACUCCAAGCUGUUGGACAAACCCAACUUUGUCGGCUCCUUUGAGAUUGGAGAGUUUGUGUACUUCUUCUUCCGCGAACAUGCCGUAGAGUACAUAAAUUGCGGCAAGGCGGUGUACUCCAGAGUAGCUCGAGUUUGCAAGAACGAUCGAGGUGGAAAGUACAUGAUCAGCCAGAAUUGGGCGACUUAUCUGAAGGCGCGAAUGAACUGCAGCAUCUCCAGCGAAUUUCCCUUCUACUUCAACGAGAUUCAGUCGGUGUACAAGAUGCCCACGGACGACACCAAGUUCUAUGCCACGUUCACAACGAAUACGAAUGGUCUGAUUGGGUCGGCAGUUUGCAGCUACGACAUCCGGGACAUCAAUGCGGCCUUCGACGGCAAAUUCAAGGAGCAGGCCACCUCGAACAGCGCCUGGCUGCCCGUGCUGAACUCCAAAGUGCCGGAGCCACGUCCGGGAACUUGCCACAACGACACCGCCACGCUGCCGGACUCCGUGUUGAAUUUCAUUCGCAAACAUCCGCUAAUGGACAAGGCGGUCGAUCAUGAAUUUGGCAAUCCGGUCUUCUUCAAGCGGGACGUCAUACUCACCAAGCUGGUGGUGGACAAGAUACGGAUCGAGAAGCUGAACCAGGAGUUCCUAGUGUACUUUGUGGCCACGACGACGGGUCACAUUUACAAGAUAGUGCAGUUUAUGCACUAUGGCCAGCGGCACUCGAAUCUGGUGGACAUAUUCGAGGCCUCGCCGACUAAUGAGCCGAUCAGGGAGCUGACACUAAGCCACAAAACAGGAUCCCUGUACCUGGCCACCGAUCACCAGGUGAAGCAGAUCGACAUAGCCAUGUGCGCCAGGCGCUACGACAGCUGCUUCCGCUGCGUUUCGGAUCCCUACUGCGGCUGGGACCAGGAGGUCAACGCCUGCCGACCCUACCAGCUGGGUCUGCUGCAGGACGUGGCCAACGAGACGUCGGGCAUCUGCGACACCAGUGUCCUGCGAAAGAGAGUCACCUCCUCAUAUGGCCAAACCCUGCACCUCGCUUGCUUUGUCAAAAUGCCGGAAGUGCUGAGAAAGAAGCAGACGCGCUGGUACCAUCACUCCACCGAAAAAGGACGCUACGAGGUUCGCUACACGCCCACCAAAUACAUCGAGACGAACGAGGGCGGUCUGGUGCUGCUGGCGGUAAACGAGGGCGACGGCGGGCGGUACGACAGCUACUUGGAUGGCACUCUGCUCUGCAGCUACGGCGUCACCGUGGACGCCCACAGAUGCUCCCCGCCGUCGCAGAAGCAGGACUACCAGAAAAUCUACUCGCACUGGUGCAACGAGUUCGAGAAAUACAAAUCGGCCAUGAAGCAAUGGCAGGCCAAACAGGAGCAAUGUGGCCUGAAGGACAAAACAGGACCAAUCAGCAGCAACGGCAAGCAUGUGAAUGAUGUGUUCAGCAACGAUGCUUUGGUCUGACCCAGAAGCGCAGAGAGGCAGUAAGCAUCCGAGGAAAAUUCGGAGAACCACUAUGAAAAUGUGACAAGGGCCGAGCUGAGGAAAAAAGAAAAAACAAAAACAAGAACAAAAACAAAAACAAAAACAAAAA
Molecule: messenger RNA, 3061 nt
Organism: Drosophila gunungcola (fruit fly)
Lineage: Eukaryota; Metazoa; Arthropoda; Insecta; Diptera; Drosophilidae
Product: semaphorin-2A
Biological process (GO): positive regulation of cell migration; semaphorin-plexin signaling pathway; negative chemotaxis
Molecular function (GO): semaphorin receptor binding; chemorepellent activity
Source: RefSeq, a predicted model, not a curated record